Contarinia nasturtii (swede midge) is the source of this 2247-nucleotide messenger RNA. RefSeq lists its product as uncharacterized. The transcript is spliced from 5 exons. The record is from RefSeq and is a predicted model, not a curated record. The coding region runs from base 1 to 2247 and encodes 748 amino acids. NCBI's taxonomy places the organism in Eukaryota, Metazoa, Arthropoda, Insecta, Diptera, Cecidomyiidae.
AUGAGGGUAUCAGUGGUUUUUGUUCUUUCAAGUGCAUUUUUUAUGUGUGGCAGCAGAGCCCUUGACUAUUGCUUCAUUGAGAAUGAAUUGUCCGAACAAUGGGCACAACCAAACAAUACAUACGAUAAAAGUUGUUGUGAACUAUCUGAAAAGCAAUGGGAAAUUAUUUCAUGGUAUUUUCUACGCGUUGGCAGUUAUAUCAAUGUAACGCAAAUCCAACGACACAAUAAAACACUUUACAUGAAUCAUUUUUUGCGUGAACUCUAUCGUUACACGGGAUUAGAAUAUUAUACGCAUGUUGUUCACUUUACUGGUGAGAAGGUGGCCGAAGAGAAUCUAUAUGAAGACAACUCAUAUCAGUGGCAUGCCGAAUCAAAACUAAGAAAUUCCACUUAUUACAUCGAAGAGAAUGAAUUGAAUAUUCGUGAGCAAAUUCGAAAGCAAAAUAGGAUUCGAGAAGACGAACCGAGCAGUGGCAGCGUGGUUUUGGCUGCUGAUUUUGAAAUUAUUGACCAAUUUUUGAACGGAAUCAUACGAAUUCCGUUUACAUCAAAACGAGCUCAUUAUGUCAUAUUAGUUUAUAAAGAACUGGCACAUGAUAAUUGGGAUAAGUGGGCCAGCAGCAUAUUGACAAAAAUGUGGAAAGUUUAUGGAAUAUUAAAUGCAAUCGUGUUGGCCAGUUGUAAACCAAAUAAUAUCGGUAUUUUUGAUCCAUUUGCAAAUACACGUCAACUGAAUAUAACAGAUCCAAAUGUGGACGAAUGGGGUAUUUAUCGAUCAUUUCCAAUCAAAUACCUUGACUAUACUGACAAUUGGCUUGUACAAAAAGCAUAUGCUCUGAAUGGUUUCCCAUUAACUGUGUCGCUUUUUGAACGAUAUCCAACGAUGUGGAAAGAUAUUCCCGAAUAUUUUGCUCAAACUCAUUAUGCAGAAGGUAUGAAAAAAUCUGGUUUCGCUGGAGUCGACGGAUUACUUUUAGGAAAUAUAGCCGAUGAAAUGGAUUUUACUGUAAUUACUGUAACACCAGAAGAUAAUCAUACUUAUGGAUUUAUGCGACGAGGUCAAUACUAUGGAACAAUCGCCGAUUUGGUAUAUGGUCGGGCCGAUUUGGCUUUCAAUUCAAGAUUUAUUUUAAACUAUGGAACAACUGAUGUUGAAUUUGUGGUACCAAUUUUGGAUGAUAUGUUUUGUGUCGUUAAGCCAGCAAUGAAUCAAACACCGCGAUGGAAAACGAUUUUUAGUUGUUUUGACAUUUAUUUUUGGUUCGCAUUCUUUAUGAUAACAACGCUAUCAAGUGUCAUUUUUCCCGUGCUCAAGUACUAUAAUGAAAAACAAGAACAAAGAGUCUUGCACGAUUCAUUUUUGUACCAAGAUUUUAAGAAUUUCGUUGUUGAGAAGAAAAUCUAUGUAUGGGAUAUAUUUGUGUGCACAUGGGAAGUAAUGGUUGGAAUGAAUUCAAUUUUACCGAUUACAACAGUUGAACGAUUAUUGAUUGGAUCAUGUCUUUUGGCCAAUAUUAUUAUUGGAGGUUCGUUUGAGGGUUCAUUAUAUACAGCUUAUACAAAAACAACAGACAAAGAAAUCAACUCACUUCAUGACUUGGAUCUCACGGGCCUACGAAUUAUGAUAUCAUCACCUGUGCUAAAGUAUGUGUUUGGAAAUCGACAAACUCGUUCUGAACUGUUGCAAUCGCUGAAACGAAAAGUUUUCAUCGAACAAGACGAAAUGAGUGGAAUCGCACGAGUUGCCGAAAUUGGAGAUGUUUGCAGAUUGGAGCGAUUUUCAGACGUACAACUCAUUAUGAAGACAAAAUAUUUGAAUCCCGAUGGAACGUCGAAACUUCAUGUUGUCAAAGAGUGUCCUCGUCAUUACUACUUAACAUAUGUGGUUACCAAAGAUUGGCCUCUGUUAUAUCGAUUCAGUAGAGUUUUACAGCGAUUUGCCGAAGGAGGCUUUCAUCUUGUGUGGUAUGAAAAAACUGAAGAGGCUUUUAUAUUAAAAUCAGACAUACAUUAUCAGGAACAACGAACUCGGAAGCCAUUUUCAUUGGACGAUAUUCAGGCACCAUUUUACAUUUUGCUAAUGGGAUAUAUUAUUUCAUUUAUCGUAUUUUUGAUUGAAAGAUUUGUUUUAACACCCAAUAAAUAUGGUCGAUUUGAAAAACUCGUUAUAAAUAAGAUUCCAAACGAACUUAAGAAAAAUCGCACCAAAACGUUUAAAAGAAGCAAGUCGCAUUUCAAAUAUUGA